UUCUCUUUAGUGAUGCCACAGGCAGAGAAAGGUAUUUAUACUUGUGAAGAGCUUGACAGACAGACUAGUGUUCAGCACAGGACUUUUGACCUUCAGCUGGUGAAUGUGAUAGGAUCUCACAAUGAAUACCUCUUGGAGGGUGAGACGCUAGAACUUACAAUGAAUUCCUCUGACACAGUGUCUAGCAUGAAGAUUGAAUGGUUUGGCCCCCGCAAGACCAAAGUAAAAGGCAGCAAGCAACGGUGGACUCUGGAAAACAAUGAUCGGAUCCUGCGGAUAAGGAAUCUUACCGUUCAGGAGGACAACGGGAUGUGGGAAUGUCACAUCCUGCCCUCUGGGCCCAUCCUGUUCUAUGAUGUCAAGGUGAUAGGCUUUCUCAAAGCACUGGAUGUAGAGAUGAUGUUUGCCGCUGUUAAUAGCAGUGUGAUCCUCUCAUACGAGCUGAAUGCUAACCUCCAACAGGCAAAGAGGCUGCCAGAAAGCUCUGUAUUGAUUUGGAAACCAACGGAGGAUACAAUGGCUCCAGGGACGAAGAUCCCAGUCAUUGCCAACAGCUCCUAUGUUGUCAAAAAUAUAUCCAAUGUCCACUUUGAGAAUGCUGGAUGGUAUCAGUGUCAGCUGAAAUUUAGACAUGGGUAUCUGAAUAAGACCAUCCACUUGGUUGUAAUGAAGGUCUCUGCCCAGCCAAUCAGGCCUCUCACAGAAGAAGGGGAUGUGACCCUGUGCUGUCAGGUCUCUGCUCCUUUCCCUCCCAUGGCUCUCCUGCGCUGGGAGCACAUGAAUGACACCAAAGAGGCUCCUAACCCUGCAGAGAACAAAUUUUGUUUCCAAACCAGAACUGUAGGACUGUGGAAUUGCAGACUCCUUGUGAAAAAUGAACUGAAGAUUAGUCUUAACUACACUGUGGAGAAGCCCCCAUCUACAGAGAAGGAAUUCCCACUACUCCAAGUGGUCCUUGGAGCUGGUGUGCCACUGCUACUGCUGAUUCUCACCAGCGUGUUUGUGGCCUUUUGCAAAAUUAUUAAACAGAAAAGGCAGCGGGCAAGGAGGAUGGUCCUGGCUAAACAGCACUUGCUUGCAAAGAGGACUUGUCAAUGUCAGAAGUCACUGACAAAUGAUUAUUAUCAUGCCUGAGACAGAAAGGCAAAUGUGUCAAUUGACAGCCAUUCGUGGGGCUUGAUUAUUUUCUACUUUUCCUCCAUAUCUUAAGAUGUACUCUGUACAUUAGUAUGCACUUAACAUCCACUAUGUUCACAAGUACUCUGCGACCAAGAUAGACAUAGUGAGUGUCAGAGUGAAUGCAAAAGCCUCUUGCUUAAAUGCAUGAUCUAAGUUUCUCCUAAAUAAUUAAUCACUUGCACAUAUAAUUUUGCACAGCAGAUUUCACCCAAACGCUCCAGAUCUGUUCAACUGAUCCUCACCAAUGGUGUGAUUCAAAAUUCCACGGAGUGCAGGCAGUCAUUAAUGUCUUAAUUUUAAUAAGCAGGAGUCAUGGCUCUUGGAAUCCUUGUUUCCUUGUAAUACUCAGAGCUGCCUGACCCUAAACAGCCCAGCCCCUCUGUAAUGUUGCCAGCAGCUGAGGCCACAGCAGCUGGAAGGGCUCUGUCCACUUGGGCUUAUUGUGAUAUCAGAGCAGAUCAACCACACCUGUCGGUUAUGAAUAUGCCAACCGUAUAUAUUUAUAUUACAUUUACUCAGUUUAAACAAGCACAUCCAUCUGUAAUUGGGAAAGUUGACAUAGUUUCCCUACUAUAUUAAUCAUCUGCUUCCAGUGACUUCUGACAUCGUUUCCCUACCCAUAUUUGAAAUCUUGCCAUAUUUUGGAAUAUUGCAAUGCGUGAGGGCCAAUAAAUGACCGUGGACUCGUGGCUUUUUAAUGUGGGGAAGAGUCAGUUGUGAAUAUGAGAUUUGUCCAGAGGCUCCUAAUUAGAAAUAUUGUGGUAGUGAAGCCCAAGGGUACACAGUGGGGUGCAGAUGAAAUAACUUAAUGCAAUACGGCAAAAUCCUGAGUAGAAGAAAUCUAGAAGGGCCAAACUGAACAUGAUGCGUGCCUUUCCAUCUUUUAGCAAUAGCAGUAGCAAUAGCACUUACAUUUAUAUACCGCUCUAUAGCUGGAAGCUCUCUAAGCGGUUUACAAUGAUUUAGCAUAUUGCCCUCCAACAUUCUGGGUACUGACCUCGGAAGGAUGGAAGGCUGAGUCAACCUUGAGCCCCUGGUCAGGAUCGAACUUGUAACCUUCUGGUUACAGGGCGGCAGUUUUACCACUGUGCCACCAGGGGCUCUUCUGGGAAAUUUCCCUGUAUUCUCUUUUAUGCAUUUUUUUUUAAGCAGCUACACAGCACUGGCCCAUGGUGGUGGUGGGAUGGUGUGUUAACCCUGUCUGCUUGGCCAUGGUCCUUUCCCUGGAAGGGAAGGUGCUAUUGGUGCCAGUGGCAACUUCCCUUCCAGAGCAAAGAGCAGCUGCAGAGGCUGUUUGAGGACUGCUGCACAAGGAGAAAGGGUCACCCCUCCCUACAUGCCAGUCCCCAUGUGGAUGGUUUGCUUGUGUGUGUGUGUGUAAGUAAAGAUAGCAGGCCCAUCAGCUGAGCCCCGAUGUAAUGUUAAUAAAAUGUAAAGUUAAUAAAAACUCUAAUAGGUGUCAAGAUCUGGUUGACAGAGACUAGGGACGGGGACUUCUUGGCUGUGGCUGGUCAGUUUCGGCAUGCCCUCCCAGCUGAGUUUUGCCAUGCUCCCUCCCUCUCCUCAUUUUUAAGAAACAAUUGAAAAUCCAUCUUUUUAGAGAGGCUUUUAAGUUUUUUUAUUCUUUGUCAUUUCCAGGAAGCUUUUAAUCUGUAGAUCUGAUUUUAACUGGGUCUAGUUUUUAACUGAAUUUUAUUAAUUUUGUAUUGUUUUAUCUGUUUUAUUGUUUUAUUGCCUUUUUGAGCCGCCCUGAUUAGGAUCGUGCUGGAAGGACAGGAUAUAAAUAUUGUUUUAAAAAUGAAAUAAACAAAUAAUCAGUUACUCCAGUAGCCAGGACUGGCCAAAGUCCUGGAAGGGCGAAGCAGGGUGGUCUUACAGAGCAAUUGGACAGAAUGCUGCCAGCAUCAUUUCUGUAUAUACCUUUGAAAGAAGGCUACAGGUUGUGGCGUGUUUCUUCUUUUUCUUCUUGUCAGAGUUGAGAAUCCAGGCAGGGACUGGCAUAACCUUGAGACAGCCAGUCCUCACCAGGGCUAGACUACAAAUAAAGCCCUAGGAAUGCUGGAGAUCCUUGUCUCAGGCUUGCCCCAUAUUACAAAGAUGCAUCUCUGUAGCCAUGUUGUAAACCAUUUCCCUGUAUUCAUUUUCCAAAUGCAAGCGGUGUGAUAACAGCUGUGGGAAAUGUAACCUAUACUACCUUGUGGUUCCUGCACUGCCAGGUUCACAUGAACAGAGAAGCAGUAAAUCUGGGACUAAAAUCUACCUUUGUUUAAUAUGUAUGCUUACAAGCCACAAAUACAAGGCAACACAACUAAGAUGGACCUGGCUACAGCUGCACAACGAUGAAGAGCCAGACCCGUCUUAUUUGUGCCACCCUGCAGUUCUUCUCUUGGCACUGCUGUUUACACAUAAUAAAAAUGUUACAUGUA
Hemicordylus capensis (graceful crag lizard) is the source of this 3605-nucleotide messenger RNA. RefSeq lists its product as uncharacterized. The coding region runs from base 13 to 1134 and encodes 373 amino acids. The record is from RefSeq and is a predicted model, not a curated record. The transcript has 7 exons. Gene Ontology annotation, biological process: interleukin-15-mediated signaling pathway; positive regulation of ERK1 and ERK2 cascade; T cell activation. NCBI's taxonomy places the organism in Eukaryota, Metazoa, Chordata, Lepidosauria, Squamata, Cordylidae. Gene Ontology annotation, cellular component: external side of plasma membrane; membrane raft. Gene Ontology annotation, molecular function: MHC class II protein binding; protein tyrosine kinase binding.